This is a messenger RNA of Oreochromis niloticus (Nile tilapia), 1852 nucleotides long. Its product is annotated as F-box only protein 15. Gene Ontology annotation, molecular function: protein binding. Gene Ontology annotation, cellular component: SCF ubiquitin ligase complex. The transcript is spliced from 10 exons. The record is from RefSeq and is a predicted model, not a curated record. Bases 125 to 1600 code for a protein of 491 amino acids. Lineage: Eukaryota; Metazoa; Chordata; Actinopteri; Cichliformes; Cichlidae.
ACUGAGGAGUUGGCAACACUGCGUGGCUGCCAUCUAGUGGUAAGGCUCUUAUCGUGAAGGUGACAGCUGUCCGGAAGCCACGGCCUCAUUGUGAACGCGGCCAACAGCUUCAAACGGAUCCAUCAUGGCGGAGAGAAAGAAUGAAAUUUUCCGCAGUUUUCCCCAGGCUCUGAACAAGUGGAACCAGCCAGUUCUGGAGCAGGGUCGCGGCAGAGGAAGGCCAGGUCCCAGGCGACAGAGCAGAAGACAGACCGGCGGCAGGAGUAGAUGUCCAGAAGCACCGACAGACAACGAAAAAGCAGAAUUUCCCAAAGUGAGGUCCUCGGUUUCCAAAGAGAACUUGGUGGAAAGGUUGCCGUCUGAGAUUCUGCUCAAGAUUCUGUCGUACCUGGAUGUGUCCUCGCUGUUCUGCAUCAGCCACGUCAGCAAGCUCUUCUACCAGCUCGCCAAUGACGACUUCAUGUGGUACAGGAUCUACAUGUCAGAGUUUGGGUGGAAGCCAAAAGCGGUGGGGAAUGUGGCGGUGAAGAUGGAGCCAGCGGAGGAUCGAUCGACGGGCUGCUGGAAGUGGAUGUACUUCAGGAUGAUGACUGGACGAGAGAUGAACAAGUGGAGAGGAGCGCUGAGAGACAUCGGCCCAUUCACCGGCCUGCCCCAGCAGACUGAGUGGGUGCUCAGGAACCUGAAUGUGAGCUGGGAGCUGAUGCUGCACACUCAGCGGGGUCAGGUGGUCGUGCUGGAGCAGAGCCGAGGGUACUACUUGGAGUCCUCCAUGAUCGUCCACUGGAGCGGAGGCCGCCUUCCGUCCUACCAACACAUCAACAGCAUCCAGCUGUACGGAGUCAGGAAGGAGAAGCUGGCCUGGCGCUCUCUGAUUUUAAACCUGGAUAUGGAGACCCAUCCGUAUGAGGUCAUCGGCAAAGAUGGAAAGAUCAGGCUUGCGUGUCUGUCGCCGGGAGUCGUCAUCGGCUUCUGGACGGGGCAGGGCAAUGUGGCCUUCAUCAUGAUCAGCCUGCACUUCCACAGGCUGGUGGAGAAGAUUCUGCUGGGAUCUCCAGUAUGCCCAUAUUCCGAACCUUUGGACCGGCCUCUCGUGGACGACUCAGACCCUAAAUUUGGUCUUCACGGCUACACUCUGCACUUCGUCCUGCACAAUACCAGGACCCAGAUCAUGUCGAGACACUUUCGCCGGCUCUCCUGCAGCACAAUUCAACAGGGACUUGCUGAGAUGAAGGUCAUCAGCAGGACUAACGUGUCCCAGCACCGAUCGCUGUCUGGAAGCAUCCGGCUGCCCUGGAAGAGGGAGAAGCUGGAAGGCUCGGUAGAGAACUGCUGCAUUAUGACGUUGACCCUGCUGGACGACUUCCAGAAACCCUUCUGGUGCGUCAGCACCCCCGUCACCAUCUCCAUGGUGAAGAAGUCUCAGUCGUUCGACUACAGCGGCACCGACUUCCUGAUGGUGUACCGCAGCUCUGAGGGGCAGGUGAAGAUGAAGCUGGUCUGGCUGAAAGAGCAGCAGCAGUUCUUCCUCGUCGCCCUCACGCUCUACGUCUCCAUCCUCAAAGUCAACGCUCACUUCAGCACCAAGUACAAAAGCUGAACUGGUCCAUUUUCUUGUGUUUGUCUGUUUUGAAUUAAAAGAUAAAAGUUGAAUUUUAAUUUCAGAGAAGAGAUUCUGGUGUUAAUUUUAUUCAUUGAGACUGUGUGAGUGCUUUUGUUCUGACCUUUGGUUUGACUCACAGUCAUGUGACAGGAUCUCAUGUGUAGAAUAAACUGCACAUUAUUUCAGUGAAAUUGUUUUAUUUUUGAGAAGCACUUUGCAGAUUAAAUAUAAUUUUACAUUAAAACCUUC